Molecule: messenger RNA, 657 nt
Organism: Chironomus riparius
Lineage: Eukaryota; Metazoa; Arthropoda; Insecta; Diptera; Chironomidae
Source: the annotation of a GenBank genome assembly
UUGCCCAGCCGUCCGCAAAGCAUUCAUUAUAAGUUUUUUAAGGAAAUAUUUUGAUAAAUUUAUUAGUGAAACAUCCAAAUAUGAAGGAAGACAGUGAGCUAAUUUUGGAGAGUGAAGUGAAGUCAAAUUCAUGGAAGAUUCGUCCAUGUCACAUCUAUAAGGAAGAAUACAAGGAUUGCAAGAGCAUAAAGGCACGAUUCCAGCAAUAUUUCGUGACUGGUGACAUUUUGGAUUGUUCAAGUUGGGCACAUGACUUAAAUGAUUGUAUCAAUUUUGAGGAUAAAGGUGAUUACAGUGCUGGAAAACGUGUAAUUGACAAUGAGGAUGAUAGACGAUCAGAACGAAUGAAAGGUCACACAGACAACGAUGUUUGGAGGAAGAGGAAGCAACCGCCAGAAGAUUGGAAUAAGCCAUUGCCAGAAUACAUCUCCAAGCGAUAUGAAAACAGCUAUUUAGAACUCAAAAACCGCGAGAUGAAGGGUGAAUCUGCACCAGAAACAUCAAUUCGGGAACCAGUUUAUUGCACAAUCAUGUAAGAAUAAAAAGAAGGAAUGAAAAUGGCAUUGAGAUUGAUUCUCGUCUACUUCAUGCUAUUUUAUUAACCAAUAUUCUUGAUGUUCAUAUUACAAUAAUAAUAAUAUUAAUAAUAAUAAUGUU